This is a messenger RNA of Daldinia decipiens, 2576 nucleotides long. RefSeq lists its product as uncharacterized. The record is from RefSeq and is a predicted model, not a curated record. Lineage: Eukaryota; Fungi; Ascomycota; Sordariomycetes; Xylariales; Hypoxylaceae. The coding region runs from base 180 to 2225 and encodes 681 amino acids. The transcript has a single exon.
UCUAACGCGUCAAACGCGUUAAUCGAUUCAUCUUCCAACUUAUUGCCUCCAAUCAAUACGUUGAUUUAGCGAUGGAAACGGGUGCUAAACCAACAUAGGAGAUAUAAUAAUACCUCGUCAGAUAUAUUGCGACCUUACUUCAUUAGUAUCAUGAGUACUAUUGAAGCCAUCAGUUCAAGAUGGCAAAGCAGUCUAACCUAGUCCCCAAACUUAGACCUCCGCCAAAUCUCCUUGGGCAAACAAAAAUCCAUCGGUGUCUUGUCAAAGUUGGGAGCGACCAACAAAAACUUUUGGCGCUCUCUAAUUCCUGGGCACAAUUUCUCAGCAGAUCCUCUAAGCCUUUUCUAAACGUACCUCCUGAAGUACUACAGGAUCUAAAGGAGUGCUACUCUCGGCAAUUACAGCCAACACAGUCAGACGAAGCUAUUUCAUCAGCUGAUGCACAGGCAGAUAUAAUUGAUCAGGAUGAAAAGUAUUCUCAAGUUGCUCAUUCUGAACCUGACGCCGAAACCGAUGAUGAGGGGCGUCAAAAUGAGCCAUGGUCAUCAAGCCCUUACCAUCACAGAUUUAUACCUGAAAGGACGAGUGAUGAAACCCCUCAGCAGCCGUUUAUCACACAAGUACCAUCUAUCUCCCCUCCUCAGCCUACGAAACCUACUCUGUCUAAACCACAAGCCCUUCCUCCUUUCCCACAAAGUAGCCAAGAGCAAGAAGAACCUCUUGAGGUUGAGGUGCCGACUGGUAUUAACGACAAUGUUCUUCCUUUCGGAAAAUUAGGUGCGCAUAUGGGCACCACGCCCCCUUCUGCUCAAGUGGUACCCUGUACCUAUGAGCAGUUGGAGCAAUCGUCUAUGGUAUCAAAAACGAAGCCGAAGCAACGGAUAUAUAAAGAAGCCCCUGAAUUCUAUCGCCCGGAAAAGAUUAGGCCAGUAUCAGCUCAUCCCAGCCUAGGCGUUGCAAGAUUAGAGCAUGCUGUUGCACCAUUUCCUAAUGCACAGAGUUCCGAAUUAGGGGGCAAUCCACCAUCUUCGAUUAUACCAUCUACUGUCCUGGAUGCGGUUCCGCGGAGGAGUCCUCCUGCUUGGCAAGUUAACCGACCUAAUUCUCCAUCCGGGGAUCCUCAUAUUAGCCACGAUGGUAUUGAAGCCCCGGAUUCUCCACAAACUCAACCACCUUCACCUGAAUACAGCCCUCCAACGCCGCAGCUCAGAUCUUCGCCACCUGUUCUAUCUAUUCCUCGAAUUGCAUCACCAAUCAUCAGUCAACCACAUUCGGUAUCUCAAACGCCAUUUAUUCGUUACACUAUAACGUACCCAAACUACAAUGGAAGCAUCAGUGACUUUGUGACUGCUUGUAUGUACAUACAGCUCCAACAGCGAAGGAUACGAACGUCAUUGUACGAUGAUUUUAUUCGAGCGUGGCAUGAAGGUUAUCUACCGUAUGUUCAAGAAUGCGAUAAUGCCGAGCCCCCCGUGAAGGCGUUAAACGCCAUUGACUGGUAUAACCAGAUUGACGAUGAUCCGGUAUUUACAUCGCGAAUUAUCAUAAAACAAAAUCUCGAGUCAACUCUUAAUUCUUAUCCAGAUGAGCUGAGCUCAGCUCGAAGUCUCCUGGGCCUAUCAUCAGGACAGUCACAAGGCCCAACGAGCACUCCUGAUGCUACUCUUCUGGCAAAAGGUCACACAUUGUCGCCAGAAUUUGCUGUUACGGUAGAUGCCAUGCCUAGCGGAGAAGGCCAAGAUAUUCCAGCAGUAGAGUUGACUAAAAGUGCAUCUAAUGAUAUAUCCUUAGCGGCUACAUCCACACCACUGAAGUCACAUCACAAAAAAGUCAUCCCAGUCAACCAAUCGAUAGGAGAGAUCGGUCCAAAGCCAAUUAAAACUAAGGGUCUUACGCGAUCCUUCUCCGAAGUAUCUCGUUACAAGAGGAAAUCAAGCGAAGCGCUCAAUUCUUCCUCGCCUAAGAGGGUAUCAGUCAACUCCCUAGCUGGACCCGACUCCGGGAUUAAUACAGCCGCUGCGAAGCCUGGAGUCCCUAAUAGUUCAGCUCGAGGUUCUCCCACGCCUAGUUCUACAGCGGAGAGAAAGAGGAAAUACGCCGACGACCCGAAGAAGAGAAGCGAAUCGUUCAAAAAGUUCUUAAAGAGGCGGCAUAAGUGGGAAAAGGACAGCAUUGCGAGCUCGGCGCCUGUGAGCAAUACUCCGACGUCUGCCCAGAGAGAAUAGAAAUCGGCGUACAAAAGUUGUACAAUAUUAGUAAACCGUGUAAACUGGGAAAUGCUGACAUGUUCUACGGUUUGUUGACUUACGGAGUUUCAGGGGUACUUGUGCGUAUAUCGCGAGCUUGAGAUACCCUGAUUUACGAUUAUUUACGUGUCUGGAAGACAGGUAUUACAUAUCCCUUAGAGAAUUUUACGUGAGACACUCAGUGUGUAGGUACUACCUUGCCAUAAUAUUACUACUACCAACUACAUAUUAGACGAUAGUUGACUCCAAUUCCUGACUAUGAAAUAUAGUAAGGUAUAUUCGUCACGAGGUAAACUAGACCGUUAGAUAGGCCUUAAUAGUAAAUCGGUG